This is a messenger RNA of Closterium sp. NIES-65, 2829 nucleotides long. Lineage: Eukaryota; Viridiplantae; Streptophyta; Zygnematophyceae; Desmidiales; Closteriaceae. The record is from the annotation of a GenBank genome assembly.
AUGGCCGCGUAUCAGCCGCUGCAGCUCGCCGCCGAGCAAGACGAUCGUCCGGAAUUCGUUCGCCUAGGGAGACGACAGUCCGACAUACGCCAACGGCUAACUCCUGGACCCACCCCGGCCCCGAGCCACGCCUCCCCGCUCGUCACCUUCCCUGACUCCACCCCCCGACCGUCUGGCCGAAGCUUGGGCCAAGCCUCUGGUGCAGGCUCGGGGCCCGGGUUCGGCAUCAACAUAGGGGAUUAUUCUGGCGCUCAGUUCCGUCACACCGCCGCGAUCACCGUGAUUGCGUCAGCUCAGUUCCGUCACACCGCCGCGAUCACCGUGAUUGCGUCAGCUCAGUUCCGUCACACCGCCGCGAUCACCGUGAUUGCGUCAGCUCAGUUCCGUCACACCGCCGCGAUCACCGUGAUUGCGUCAGCUCAGUUCCGUCACACCGCCGCGAUCACCGUGAUUGCGUCAGCUCAGUUCCGUCACACCGCCGCGAUCACCGUGUCACGCGUGCAGGAGGCCCCAGUGGAAUUCGAGGACCGUGGAGAGGAGGUGUACGAGCGCUUUGAAGGCGUGCUGGCCGCUGCUGUGCGAGGUGAGAGGGGCGCUGGAGUGUGGACGCGUGGAGAGGAGGUGUAUGAGCCCUUUGAGGGCGUGCUGGCCGCUGCUGUGCGAGUGGACUUUGAGGAUGGCGGAGAGGAGGUGUACGAGCGGUUUGAAGGAGUGCUGGCCGCUGCUGUGCGCGGGACUCUCUUCGGCAGUUGGAGCAGUGCUGCAGGGAGCUGGCGGUGGGGUUCCAGGCUGAAGCAGGGGAGAGUGUGCAGUGCAGUGCAGCCCGCACAGGAGCACAGUGCACACAGCACACAGCAAGACUAUGCUGUUUCUCCGUACAAAAACUUGACCCACACGUUGCCAAGCUCCCCCUUCCCAGGCGUGGUGGGCUACAGGGACUCUCUUCGGCAGUUGGAGCAGUGCUGCAGGGAGCUGGCGGUGGGGCUAAGGGUUGAUGCAGGGGAGAGCGUGCAGCCCGCCCAGGAGCACACACCACGGCCAUUGCAGCUGGAGCAGUGCUGCAGGGAGCUGGCGGUGGGGUUGCGGGCGGACGCGGGGGAGAGCGUGCAGCCCGCCCAGGAGCACGUGCUCAGCAGGAAGAGCCAGGCGCUCCAAUCAGAGGCUGCCACGUGGGCGCUCAUGCACCACCUGUUUGGAUACGUGCCCUUCUUCCUUUUGAGACGUCUCAAAAGUGCAUUGUAUUCCAUGGAUCGAACCUCACGGUCCUCACCUACUCCCUUUGCCAAGGCCAAUCAGUGCCUUUCUUCCUUCCGUUUCCUCCUCAUGUGCUUUCGUGCAUGGCAUGGCAUGGCAAGAGCAGACACGGACCACCUGACGGAAGAUGUGCGACUGCACCCGUCCCCGUCAGCACAGGACACGUGCGACUUUCUGUCGACCAAUGAGAACGCGCAGCACAGCUGGCGGGUGCUGAGGUGGCUGGAGGGGCUGGCAGAGUCGGACCUCAUGCUGCUGCAGGCAGAGCGUGGCACCUGCCUGGGAAGCUACACAGAAGCUUCUGGCCUGCGUGUGCACACGCAGAGGGCGAUUCGCGAGGGGCAGGGGGGGCUGGGCGGGAUAGUGGGGCUGGGCGGCAGGAGGAGCAACGCGCUGGCGUUUGGUGGGCUGGAGGGGCGGUAUGGGCGGGGUGGGGGAGAGGAGAUGGUGACUGCUGUGGAUGCUGAUGCUGUUACUCGCGAGGGGGGGCGACUGCAUGCAGAGGACGAGGUGAGCUCACUCGCAUGCUCUCUCUCUCUCGUCCUUUUCUUGAGAGAGCUUGUCCUUUUCCUUGUCCUUACUUUCUCCAUCCCCAUCCUCUGCCUGCUGCUUCAACCUCACUUUCCCCAACGAGUGCAGGAGGAGUUGCUAUCAGACGUCUUCACACUCGUCACCGCCAGUUCUUCUCCCCACCCUUUCCCACUUCCCCAUCCCCCUCCUCAUGUUCCGUACCUCACCCCUCGUCCUCUCCUCCAUAGCUCUCUCACUUUCCCCAGCGAGUGGAGGAGGAGUAGCUAUCGGACAUAUUCAUGCUCCGCUCACCACUGCCACCAUAUGGGCCCUUGUUUCCCCCCACCUUCCCCUCCUCUCAUCUUUUACCCCUCCCACUUCUCACAGCGAGUGGAGGAGGAGUUGCUAUCGGACAUAUUCACGCUCACCACUGCCACCCCUCUAAACCCACCCACCAUCUUCUCCACGCCUCACUCCAUGCACGCUCCUUCCCCCAGUGAGUGGAGGAGGAGUUGCUAUCAGACAUCUUCACGCUCAUCACUGCUGCUUCAUGGCAUCACCCCUCCCUUCCUCCCCUUCCUUCUUACCCUCUCUUUAUUCCCCACUCUCAUUCCCCUCUUCCCCUCCUCCUCCUUCCCCCAGCGAGUGGAGGAGGAGUUGCUAUCAGACGUCUUCACGCUCAUCACCGCUGGCCGGAUUCAAGAUGCCCUCAACCUCUGCCGGGCGGCGGGGCAGACCUGGCGGGCGGCGGUUCUCGGCGGGACAUGGGCCGCGCCGCCCAGCGCUGGGGCGGCAGGGGAGAGCUUCCCCACAGCCGCCACGUGGCGGGAGAUGAGUGGAGGGGCGAGGCGGGCGGCACAGGCGGGGGAGGUGGAGGGGGGGAAGGGGCGGGGAAGGCGGCUGUGGAAAUGGUCUCUGCUGGUGGCGUCUGAGGCUUCGAGCAGUCGGUUUGAGGCGGCUGUGCUGGGAGCGCUGUGUGGCAAUGUGAAGAGGAUACUGCCUGUCUGCACGUCAUGGCAGGUGCGCGUGUGUGUGUCUCCUUCAGAGGUGCCUUGCGGUGGCUGA